Dunckerocampus dactyliophorus (ringed pipefish) is the source of this 10351-nucleotide messenger RNA. RefSeq lists its product as uncharacterized. The transcript is spliced from 16 exons. The coding region runs from base 704 to 3751 and encodes 1015 amino acids. NCBI's taxonomy places the organism in Eukaryota, Metazoa, Chordata, Actinopteri, Syngnathiformes, Syngnathidae. The record is from RefSeq and is a predicted model, not a curated record. Gene Ontology annotation, biological process: proteolysis; regulation of apoptotic process. Gene Ontology annotation, molecular function: cysteine-type endopeptidase activity.
UUAAGAUAUUUAUUUUGAUCUUGAAGCUGCUUUGUUUCUUCAUAUGACUAUGAUAAAUGCAACCUUCAUUACAGUAUAUCCACAGUGUCCACAGUCUGCGAUUAGCCGGCGACCAGUCGAGGAUGUACCCCACUGAGUUCGUCGCUUGAGCCUAGUUCUGGUCGGUUUUAGGUGAAAGUAAGAAAGUAGUUCCGGUUAUUUGUUAUGGACAUAAAAGAAAAGAGUUUUGCUUCUCAACAAAAAAUACAUAUAAAGAGUAAUACAUUUGUAUAACAAAACCGUUUGACUCUAAGAAGUCAGACCUCAUAAUCACUCGGCGUUAUUUUCUCUACCUUCUAUCACUGCGCAUUUCCGCCUGCAGGACAACUUGUAGCUCUUUCAUACAACGUGCAUACUCUGAUGCCGAACACACGAGAGUCACCUAGUGGCCUUGACUUGCAACAACAUGCAAUGUGUACUACUUAUUAGCAGUGCCGUAAAUAUGUGGGAAAAGACAGAAGUGAUAGUUUUUCGUCUUCAUGUACGGAGUAAAAAGUAGCGGUACUAUUAGUUUGUCCAAGGGGUGUUGCCAUAGCGCAUUUCUCAAAAAAAGGAGUUGGCGGAAAUGGACUAACCACAGCGAGUCAGCCUAAGAGACAGGAGCGUCGAACAGAAGCACAGAAGUAGAGUUAUUAGUUUUGGCUCCUCUGCAGGUGUGUGAGAGAUGGCUCAGAGUGGAUCUCACACAAAUAAAACGCUGUCAGAAUUGACAAGCGAAGACUUCCAGAAGUUUUGUCAGCUACUGGAGAGCCGAGGGCAGUUGAAGAAGGGGACUUACUCCAAGCCGUCGGAGGUCGUGGAUGUGUUGACUUCUUCUCUGGGCGUCAGUGAAGCCCUCUCCUUGGUCGAAGAUUCACUGAGUCGCUUCAAAGAGAAAACACAAGGAAAGAAAGAACAAGUGGAGCUUCAACGUAUCAGGUCUCGGUUUAUCACACUGGCAUCUUCUUCUCUUUUGCGUCAACUGUUGGAGGCGCUUGUAAAGGAUGGUGUAUUGAGUCUCGCAGAGAGAAAAGAAAUGCUGGAGGUACCCAGUAAACACAGGGCUCAGUCUCUGAUUGAUCUGGUUCUAAACAAAGGUCCCAACGCAAGCAGGAUGAUGCUGUUUCACCUACAGCUGAGAGAGCCUACACUUGUUGAAGACCUCGCGAAAGAACAAGUGAAGCUUCAACAUAUCAGGUCUCGGUUUAUCACACUGGCAUCUUCUUCUCUUUUGGAUCACCUGUUGGAGGCGCUUGUAAAGGAUGGUGUAUUGAGACCCGCAGAGAGAAAAGAAAUGCUGGAGGUACCCAUGGAACACAGGGCUCAGUCUCUGAUUGAUCUGGUUCUAAACAAAGGUCCCAACGCAAGCAGCAUGAUGCUGUUUCACCUACAGCUGAGAGAGACGACACUUGUUGAAGACCUCGAUGACGAUCAAAUGAAGCUUCUACAGUUGGGGCCUCGCAUGACGUCAUCAGUGUCUCCCCCUUUUUUGUAUUACAUAUUGGCAAAACUUGAAAGAGAACAUUUAUUGAGACCCUGGGAGAGAAAAUACAUACUGAAGAUCACUGACAUUAGAGAAAGGUCUCAGUCUCUGAUUAAUCUGAUCGUAUGUAAAGGUCCAAGAGCAUGUAGAUGGAUGCUGUUUUACCUAAGGAUGGAAUAUCCUACAGAUUUUGAAGUCGGGGAAAGACAGAAAGAGAAAGAACAAGUGGAGCUUCAACGUAUCAGGUCUCGGUUUAUCACACUGGCAUCUUCUUCUCUUUUGCGUCAACUGUUGGAGGCGCUUGUAAAGGAUGGUGUAUUGAGACCCGAAGAGAGAGAAGAAAUGCUGGAGGUACCCAGUAAACACAGGGCUCAGUCUCUGAUUGAUCUGGUUCUAAACAAAGGUCCCAACGCAAGCAGCAUGAUGCUGUUUCACCUACAGCUGAGAGAGCCUACACUUGUUGAAGACCUCGAAGGAAAGAAAGAACAAGUGGAGCUUCAACAUAUCAGGUCUCGGUUUAUCACACUGGCAUCUUCUUCUCUUUUGGAUCACCUGUUGGAGGCGCUUGUGAAGGAUGGUGUAUUGAGACCCGAAGAGAGAAAAGAAAUGCUGGAAGUACCCAUGGAACACAGGGCUCAGUCUCUGAUUGAUCUGGUUCUAAACAAAGGUCCCAACGCAAGCAGGAUGAUGCUGUUUCACCUACAGCUGAGAGAGACGACACUUGUUGAAGACCUCGAUGACGAUCAAAUGAAGCUUCUACAGAUGGGGCCUCGCAUGAUGUCAUCACUGUCUCACUCUUUUUUGUAUUACAUAUUGGCAAAACUUGAAAGAGUACAUGUAUUGAGACCCUGGGAGAGCCAAUACAUACUGAAGAUCACUGACAUGAGAGAAAGAUCUCAGUCUCUGAUUAAUCUGAUCAUAUGUAAAGGUCCAAGAGCAUGUAGACAGAUGCUGUUUUACCUAAGGAUAGCGUUUGAAGCCACAGAAGGUGACACCAGUGGGACUAGUGGGACCAGUGAGACCAGUGUCAAAAAGGAAAUGAAAAUGGAGCCAGCAUGGUUUGACAGAAGGAGAAGAAACAAAUUUGAGAUCUUCGAUGCAGAGUGGCUCACUGCAAGCGCAACGUCAAGUUGUGCUGAGGCUGAAUGGACUAAACUUGAGCCAGAAGUGACCCAUCCUGAUGAGACUUUGUACAGCUUCCAGUGUGGACCAGGUAAAUUCGAAUGCAGUGUGUCGGGCCUGCGUUGGGCUUGUUCGGACACAAUGAGCUUCAAAUACCGCUUUGGCCACUGGUGGGAACACAAGCACAAGCUGGAAGCCAUGCAGUACAUGGCCGGGGGCCCACUAUUGGACAUCACAGUCAAUGAUGGACAGUUCGAUGACGUAUAUCUGCCACACUGGAUCUGCAUCAAUGAUGACAAGACCGCUGUGGAGCAGUUCGCAGUUCUGUGUGUAGAUGCUGAUGGAUAUAUUGUGGAAAAAGUGUCUGAGGUCACAUCAUCCCAUGUCAGACUACCACACCCAGUUUUCUCUGUAAAAGGAGUGAUCGCCUGGAUUAGCCGCUUGAUGGGUUAUCCGCUGCCUCUGAAGUGCAAAGUGUUGAUAUAUCAGACCACGAAAACCUUCCUGACACUGCAUGUUUAUCUCAUCCUGUCUGACCCUGCUCUUGAAGAGGCACUCGACAACAAGGCACAAAGAUUACAUUAUGUCAAGAUUGAGAAGCCUUACCCUGAAGGGCCCUUGGAACUGGAUGACCAAUUCCGCCUCAAAGCUGAUGAUGGCGAUGCACAGAUAUCCCCAGAUGAUUUUAAGCUGACGGAUGAAAGUCGGGACCCAAAUUUCUUUGAGGUGUACAUCCAACAACCAGCGCAUAUAUUCAGUCUCAGACUUGAAAAUGCAGCUGGACAAGUGUGGAGAUGUACGAUUCGACAGUCUGACUACACAAACCCACGACCUAUUUGGCCAGGAACGAGGACAUAUGAUGAAGAGCUUAACAGAGUGAGGACUCGCUUUGCGGAGAGGGUCAGUGACGAAGUAAUUAAUCAGUUGGUGGAUGACCUCCUGGGUCUAGACCUGAAUGAUGGUGAGAAAGAUGCAAUAAUCCAGGGGAACCCGAUUCGCACAGACAAGGCACGUGCACUGAUUGACACGGUAAGGAUGAAAGGAGAUGAAGCUUCCAGGAGGAUGAUCAGUCACCUUCAGCAGAGGGACAAUACACUUCACACUCACCUGGGGCUACCCCGGGUAUAAUGAGUUAGCCAAAGUUAAAGACAUUUCAGUUAAGGUGUCCGGUGGGAUUAGUGCUGCGCGAUGUUGCGAUAUGUAGGGUAGCCUAACAUAAGAAUGUCUACCGUACGAUAUAUUUUCCUAUCGUUUGCAUUGUAAUUUUAAUGUCUGGACUGCGGUUAGUUCGACUAAUGUAACGCUUUGUGAUCGCUGGCGGCUAAACCAACAACUCGAACACGUCUAAUCUUUUCCAUUACUGACAGACACAGCGACAAAGUGCUAAUGUUACCUCAAAACCACAAAGUGAAAAAAAAAAAAGUAGUAACAAAAGGAGGGACAAAAAAUACUUAGUUUUUUCAUUGUCUUGUCCUUUUGUAUAUAAAAUGUGUUUAUAAAUAAAAGGACAAAAUAGAGAAAUUGGCAUUCAUUUCAUGUGUAUAUAUAUAUUUUAAGAAUUUUUUUAUUUAUACAUAUCGUUAUCGGGACAUAAAAUUUGGUUAAUGUCGAAAACUUACGCCACAAUUUUGCCGGCUAGCGUACAAAAUGGCACGCUUCUUGUCGUAUUAUUGUUACACUGCAUGAGUCCAACUUUAAUCUUAAUGUAUUUUUUGGAAGCAAACAUCUUUCGUUGUUAGCAUCUUAUUAUUAUACUAGCUAGCUAACAAAAUUGGCAACCGGGAGUUAGCUGUGCCACCCGCAUAUGUCACUCCCAAAAGUGUUGAACACGCAACACAUCUUUAUCAUUUUGAUGCAUUCAACUAUUCUAAAUGCAUAUAAAUUGCGAAUGAAAGGGACUCAUGGCUAUCUAAGGUUACUUUUACCUUUACUGAAGACGUGACUGUUCCCAAAGACACAAUGCGGCAGCCCCCUCAAAACUUAAAAUACUUAAAUGACUUCUUGGCUCUCGGUCCACGUCCGUUUAGGAUGGCGUCUGGGUAGGCACUAAGGGUCACACUUUACAAGAAGGUACACAAAAAUACAGUAGUUACUGAGGAACUAAUGAACAACUAAUGACUAAGGCACAUAAAUUUAGAGUAGUUACUGAGGAACUAAUGAGUAACUAAUGAGUCGUGUUUAGGGUUAGGUAGGUUUGUUCCUCAUUAACUACGUACUGUAAUUUUGUGUACCUUUUAUUGUAAAGUGUUACCGGCACUCAGACCGCGGUCGGCCAGUUAUUUCUGAUCACCAUUUACUCUCACGUACACACUAUGGACAAUGUGGAGUCUCCAGUUAACCUAACGUGGAUGUUUUUGGACUGCGGGGAGAAACUUCAGUGCCCAGAGAAAUGCUGGCAUUAGUAAACAUAUUGUUUGUUAACACCUCACAAUGUUAAGAAAGUGAACAUUAUACUUUGUAGUAAUUGUAAAGACAAUGUUUGACAUACCUCUCGUGUUGGAUCGCAGAUUGCGCAGGUGUUCUUAAUAUUGUGACUUGAGACUGAGGAGUCUAUUUGUAAAGCCAAAGCACUUCAUUGAAGAUUGUCACCAAUGAGAUUGGAUCACAUGAGGUUUAUAAAUAGACUGAUCUGAUGUACAACUUGUAUGAUACUUCAAAAAUUACCUCUGAUGCAGAGUCUUAUCACAUAUCAUGUGCCAAUAUUUUCAUAUUAUUUUUUUAUCAUCCACAAGCAAUUUAUUUUUAUAAUAAAAAAGCAUAUAUGAUUUAUUGCCUGUGUGAAAUGUAAACUUUUUUUUUUGGAAGUGAAGCAAUUAUUCAAAUGUUUUUCCAAACACGCAAGCACACACACACACACACACACACACACACACACACACACACACACACAGAGGUCUGUUCUCUAAAAAGCCUGGGAGUCAACAUGCAAAUCUACCUCCUUUAGUUCGAAAGGCCAUCAUUCAAUAUGAAUUUUUUGCCCAAUCAGCAUGCUUUGUUUGGAUAAGGGUGGACCUUGCAUUCUUCUCUUGCGGGACUUCAGCGGAAGAACAAGCUGAGUAUCGCACUGUUAAUCUGAUCUGAAAUGGAUGUGACAGAAGCAAACACAUAGCUCCUACCUUAAAAAAAAAACAAAACAUUGCAUACUCUUUUCCCAAAAAGCCUUUGUUGACUUCAUCAGCCAUGUCAGGAUUGUCAUCCCUUGUGUCUGCGUUGUUCUACAUGGCCACAGCGAUGUAGUGAUUCAUGCAGAGGUCAAUAAAUCUAUAGUAGGCAAGGUGGGCUUGCUUGAGAAUAUUACAAGUACCGUUUUCAAUAUACGGCAUUAUGACCACUUGACUAAUGAGGUGUUUGCAUAGAAGCAUAGAAUAAUACAAUUGUAUUUUAUACUAUUGAAUACUAUUCUGCUUCUAGUUUGCACUGCAUGGAAUCAUACCCAAUGUUACAGUGCAUAGAGUUAAUGCAUUGGCCGCAUUUGAUGGCGCAAGUGGUCACACUGCUGUGGCCACGUUUUAGUACACGUGUACACAGUUAAACAAACCAGGUUGUAUUUUAUUUUCACAACAUUACAAUGAACAGGAACAGAAAUGAAUACGUUUUCCACAUUUUACAUGGGUCAGGUCACAGAUAUGACUUGGCUCUUUUAUUGUAAGUAUUUACUAACUUGACCAAACCGCCUCAUUACUUACUGUCUUAAUGCCAAUCUUCCCAAAUGCAGUUAACAUCUACACAAACCACUGACGCUUUAUGCUUCAUAAAUACUCAUCAUCUGCAGCUGAUGCGCUCACACAUUGUAAGGUGGUUCUGUAAAGGUUUGUUCAACCUCUACCUUGUCUUUUUCCUUCCCAAAGGAGAAAGAAAAAACUCCGUCAGUCAUCUCCUGCCCUGCUUUCCCCCCUUUAACAUCUGCGAUCAGGCAUCCCCUGUGGCAGUCUGUGGGGCUGCCGGGCAGAAUGUUUGGUGUAGAGGCAGUUGGGGUCCAGGUGUACAACGCCUCGCCCUCAGGGCAUGGUGGAAGACCCGUGCUCAGGUAGCUAGGACUCGGACUGGCCGAAGACGGCAGAGUACGCUGACUGCCGUUCAAGCAGCCCCCAGGGGUAUGGUCAUUGGAGCCUUUGCGCGAGUGUCCAGAGGAGCUGAAUGUAGAGGAACGGUAAUUGUAUGCCCUCCAGCCGGGGCGUUUACGCUGGUGGCACUGGCACCGCAGGAUGCGAAUGAAGGCGUGCUUGAACUCGCGGUUGUAGCAAGGGUAGAUGAUGGGAUUCAGGCAGCUGUUGAAGUAGCCCAGCCAGAAGAUCACCUUGAAGAGGGGUUCAGGCGGGCGCAGGUUCACAUUGAAAGAGCCUGGCAGCGGCAUAAAAGUGAAGAGAAACAUGACAUUUAAUACAGAAAGCACAGAAUGUGUCAUUUGUAUUGAUGAUUUCACUUUCACAAGUUUUUUUUUUUGAUGGAAGCAGAAAUGACCGCGACAGGCUUGUCUGAGGUUCAGAAGCAGGCAGUGACACCGACAACAACUACACUUAGGUCCAGAAGUAUCUGGACAGUUAUAUGUACAGUAUGAAGGAUAAGCAACAAAUGAAGUUGGCUGGAAGGCCUGGCAAGGCAUCUCCAGGAUGUCCACGGGCUUUAAAAUUGGUAUUUAAUGCAAAGGAUCAUCCAAAUAUUCAUCUUAUAUUUACAAUCCUGCCACUUUGUUCACAUACUAGUGAGGUGCCAUUUGAAGGCCGAUUGCUGAAGCUGCCACAUCCUAAGAUCCAUUGUUUGCCACUGUACCAUUAUGAUAAAUAGCUCAUACUUUGUGGCGCAAAGUGGAGAUAAAUGCGUGGCAAAACACUUUUUUUAAUUGAUGCUCAAAUCAUAAUCAUGUGUUAUGGUAAUGUUUCUUUUGAAGCGAUGGAACUAAUGAACCUCAGAGGUCUUUCUUGGCCAUCUCUAAUUGCAAGCCACCGUGUAGCCAACAGGUGGCAGCGUUGGCAAAGAAAGUGCAAUAUUGUUAGUCCUAUGGUUCCCAAACUUUACAGUCACGUACCCCUUCAGACAUUUGAUCUGAAGCCAUGUACCCCCCACUCCUGCACACUUAAAAAAAACAUAAACCUUUUUUAUCACAAUUAAUUUGAAAUAUUAAAAAUUAAUUGGUUCAUUUAUUAAUUUCAUAGUUCUUGCGGUCAAACGUGUAUUCUACAUGGUCACAUAUCGAUAAAGCAAGUAGAUGCGAGCGUCUUUGUCACACACACAAGAAUGCACCGGCGACAGUGCGCAGGAAUACGGCGGGAGACAAAUAAACGCCGAGCGUUUUGUGAGGUCAGAUUUUUACGAGAAGGCAUUUUUGCGAUGCAAAUGUAUAAGUCUUUUGAACGCGUAUCGUUUUGAAAUGCCAAACUCUUUGUCACGUUCAGUGUGCUGCUCUGCUGCCCGCUUGUCUGCCAUGUGUUGCAGCACACCGCCGAGCCUACCGGGAGGAGCUAAUUAACACACCUGUGGACUUAAUUACCUACCUUCUUAAGCUGCUGUCUGUCCUGCCUUCAGUGCCAGAUUGUUACCUGAUGUCUGCAUGUGACCGGCUCCUCCCAGCAUCUCUUGUAACUCAGGGUACUCUGCUUUCUGGGCAUUUUUUGCCUUUAGUCUCUAAGUACCUUGUUCCCUGCUUGGCUUCUUCCACCAGCGGUUCUUUACGCUUCUCACUCCUGCUCAGUUUUAUGCAGCGUUUUUCCUUCUCUGCUAGUUUUUGUCAGCAGCUGCUUGAGUUACCAUUUUUGUAGAUUUCUCUCGUGUAUAGCAGCGUCCUUAGUUCUAGUUAUCUUAUCUGGGUGUGCUUGUGUUGUACUUUGUAUUUAUUUUGUCAUUAUAGUAUUUUUUUUUCUACCUUUUGUGAACACUUUCCGUAAUGCAUUUUUUUUUUUUUUACACGGACUGCCUCGCCUCUGCGUUUGGGAUCCAGUUUUUCGGCCUAUGGCCGCCCGUAACUCUCUUUACUAAAUUUUCCCCAGAAAUGAAGCGGAACUACAUUCUUCAUCACAGAAAGCUCACCAGAACUGGACUUCGGAGACCAAGUGGGGUGUAAGUCGCUGUUAAUGGACUACAAAAGCGUAUGGUGAGGGGUUUUACAGCCUUAAAGCAUAUACAGUAUUAUACUGUAAUUGUAAAAAAAAAAUGAAGUUGAUUACUACGUUGAUUUCACUUAUUGUGGGCUAUUUUGCCGCGGUAAACGAGGGAACAUUGGACCAGCAGAUAAUAGAAGGCUCAUUAAAACGCGACGUGACAGAUUUAUUUUUCAGAGACCUCAGACUUAUGAGUCUCACCCCACAAAGACUUAAGACCUGACUAGGACUUGUGACCAAAGACUUGAGACUUGAUUUGGACUUGCAAAAAAAAAAAAAAAAAAAAGUAGGGCUGUAACAAAUAAAUUUCAUUAUGUAACAUUUUUUCAUGUAAUUAACGCAUGCGCACGAGGGCACGCACAUCUUCCUGCUAUGAUGGCAGACGGAAGAAUAGUGGAGCGUCCCCACACUGUACGAGUCUGACGCUCUUUUACGUCAUUCCGACCUGAGCACAUCAACAGCAGUGCAGUUCCAACAACAAAUACCGUAUGUACUGUAUCUCCAACUCACACACGCCUCUCGUCCGCUCAUCCUGGGAGCGACACUUCCUCGUUCUCAUUACAAGAAGGCGCGAUGCAUUUAGGGACACUGAACAAAAACGGCAUAAAACAUGAAGUGGAUAAUGUUAUCGCUCACUUUAACUCCUAAUUUGGAUGUACAGUUUGCUACAUUUAAGUGUGCUGGAAAAUAUGAUGAAAACAAGUACAUUUACCUUAAAUUGUGAUGUCUUUGAACGCAACCCCUCGUUGCUCAUAAUGUGUUUUAAAGUGUGAUUCAAAAGCUCUUAAAAGGAUUUGUGUGGUAUCUUUUUUUAGUUUGACAAAUUCCGUUCAUUUGGAGCUGUUAAUACAUUUCUAUAUAAUCCUGUCAUUUAUCUUUGUUAAUUACAGCAAAAACAGAUGUAAUAAUUCCCGACUAUGAACAUGCUUAGCUAGCAAGCUUGUUGCUUUGUGGAGCACCGCACAGUUUGAUAAGGUCAUCCCUCACGCGUUAUCAUUAUCGCAGAACUACCGAGACCCAAAUGAUCUCAUAUUUCAUUUUUACGACAAUAUCGGCCCAUAAUAUCAGUCUGCCGGUAUUCGACAUCCCUAAUAAUUAAAACAGACAACCUUACAAUCUAUCAAUUGAACAGGAUGUCCCACCUUGAUAAGGUGAUAAUUAGGAAGGGCAUUGAUCUUUUAAACGUCGAUAAAUGCAUACUUUUGAUGCUUUCAUCAAUGCCUCUUUAGUUAUCUUGAGAGGACGGUCACCAUCUGUAUCCCUUGAGGGUUGUUUGUGUUGAAAAGCUAUAGCAGAAGACACAGGGAGUGACAUUUAGAAGACACGGGGAGUGAAAUGAAGUGCUUGGUUGUGCAUAUAAUCAGUGGAAGGGUUAUUGUAAUUGGUGUUGACCCUUUUGCUGAGAAAAGUCUGAAUGCCCUUCCUGAGGACACCCAUAUGAAGGCGUAUUAUAGUAAAAUGUAGGAUUCUUACAAGAAUACAGUGGACCCUCAGUUAGCGUGUUUUGUUUUGGGUUUUUUUGGUUAACGUCAAAUUUACCCCACAUUUUUCCCCCGGUUUGCGUGCAUUCUUAGGUUAGCUUGCGUCUGUGUAGGCUCUCAGUCGUACAGGAGUUGUCCAUCGAGGAAAAGGC